ACGCAGAGAGCAGAAGAGGGAGACAGAAAAAUGGCCCUCGAUAAUUUAAUUUUCGCCCAGUGCAUCCUUUAUUUUUUAGCCUUCGUAUUCGGUUUCAUCGCCGUGGUGCCUCUGUCUGAAAACACGGAGGAUUUCGGGGGGAAAUGCCUGCUCUUCACGCGGGGUAUGUGGCAAAAUGAGAACAUCACUGUGUCGAAGCAGCGCUUCAUCGUGGAGGAGUGGGGACCCGAGUCCUCCUGCAGCUUCAUCACUUUUGUCGGGAUAGCGUCCCUCAUUCUGUCCGCAGUGCAGGCAUGGAGGCUGCUCUUCUUUCUGUGCAAAGGACACGAUGACUCCAUCUUCAAUGCCUUCCUCAAUCUGCUGAUCAGCUCACUGGUGGUGUUCACGGUCUUCCUGUCCAGCACCAUCAUCAGUGUGGGUUUCAACCUGUGGUGCGAUGCCAUCACUGAGGGUGGGACCAUGCCCAGCAGCUGUGAGGACCUGCAGGACACUGAUCUAGAGCUUGGCCUGGACAACUCUGCUUUUUAUGACCAGUUUGCUAUAGCUCAGUUUGGCCUGUGGGCUGCCUGGCUCACCUGGCUCGGGAUCGCAGUGAUUGCCUUCCUGAAGGUCUACCACAACUACAGACAAGAGGACCUGCUGGACAGCCUGAUCCACGAGAAGGAAAUGCUCCUCGGCCGCUCCUCACGCCACAGCUCUGACCUCAAGACCGGCCUGAUCUAGAAAAUCAGAGGAUGCACAAACACACACAGUCACUCACACCAAACUGUACAGUCCUCUCGCCUGCCAUGAGAAACACCAGUGUUUGCCUAUGUAGACAAUCAAAAUCAAUUGGCUUUUGCUCCCAUUGAUCACCGAUUGAAUCAAAGUGUUGGUUUUAGCUUUGUUCUCCGGAGAUGAUUGAUUUCCUCGUAUAAAAAAAUCUACCUAAUGGUUGCUAAUUCUUGAAGAGUCCUGCUUUGUCAAGUUUAUUCAUCCACUGUGUGCACGCCUCUUCAAG
Toxotes jaculatrix (banded archerfish) is the source of this 1000-nucleotide messenger RNA. RefSeq names its product transmembrane protein 179. Lineage: Eukaryota; Metazoa; Chordata; Actinopteri; Toxotidae. The record is from RefSeq and is a predicted model, not a curated record. The coding region runs from base 31 to 723 and encodes 230 amino acids. The transcript is spliced from 4 exons.